GAUAACAGGCAACCUUAUGUCCCCCGCUAUUCAAAUUUUUGGCUCUACCGACCAUUUUCGAAGACAUUAGAGAGAAGAGAGGAGUGAGUAGCCCUAUCUAUACUGCAAUGGUCAGAUGCGAAAAUGAGAAUGCCAAGACAAUUUGCUCAAUUUGCUUUGAAGAUCUGAAACCAAUUGUCGAAGAUCUCCAAUCCAUUUCUUUGUGUGGUCACGUAUUUCACGAGCUCUGUCUUCAGCAAUGGUUUGAGUAUUGCUCAAAAGGGAAGAACACUUGCCCAGUAUGCAAACAACCAUGUAAAGAGAAGAAUGUCAGUCGACUUUAUUUUCAAUCAGUUGGUGAUACAAAUGAAACAAGCCUCUCCCAGAUUCCGCGUGACAGUGAGCAGAAUCCAGAAGCAUUGCAGAGAGAGGUCAAGAGAUUAGAAGGUAGAGUUUCUGUACUUAGUUCUGCUCUGGAUCAACACCAGAAAGAUCUCAAAGAAAUUACUGAGGAGCUUUUAACAUCUAAGGAACAGGUCAAGCUAGAAGUGAAACUGAGAAGUGAGGCUCUGGUAGAGAGAGCUGCAGCUCAAACCUUGCUUUGUGUGAAGACUAAGGACCUGGAAAAAUCAAUUUCAGAAUGCACAAAGCUAAAGGAAAGAAAUCUCUCACUGGCCAAGGAACUCGCAGCACUUAAGUUGGUCUGUGAUUUAAAUUUGGAGGAAGAAGAUGUCUUAAAGUUUGCUACAUUAGGUAAUGAGGCCAACAGUAAAGAGACAAUUGAUAUUUUGAAAAGAUCACUAGCCAUCCGUAACAAGAGUUACAAAGAAUUGAUGGUGAAGUGCAAUUCUCUUGGACGAGGGGAAGCACGUUCUCUUUGUGAACUUAAGAAAGCCAAAGCCAAGAUCCAUACUCUGAAAGCAAAGGUUCAAAAACUGGAGACAGCUGCUGAGGCAAAAGAAAAUGAAGCAUUGAGAACUUUGAGGACUUGUAAGAGGAUGAGGACACAUGAGACAGAUUCAUCAAUUGCUUUUGUCCAAGAAACCAUAUCUAAGAAGUGCUCAUAUAACAAUCAAGAAAACUGCCCCCCUGUAUCCGUGGCUGGUUUGGAUCUAGCGAGUCUCACACACACUGAUUUACCCUAUUCAGGACAAAAGGAAACACACAAAGGGGAGUGUUGUAUAGGAAAUGCUACCAUUGAAGAUACUGUUGCUUGCAAUCCCCCCGAAAAGCAGGAGGUUUCAUUUCUUAAAAAGAAAGAUGAAGAUAUAUGUGAGAUUUCAACAUAUAAGGGGAAUAAAGGGUUGCAUACAAGUUUGAAGUCAACAACUUGUAACAAGACAAGUUCCAUUGAUUUCCAUUUCUCAAACAGAAGUGCAUCACUGGAGACGAUAAGUGCCAGUGCUCAAGUGCGGCAAGAACAAAACAAGGAAGAAAUACAAAGCUCAAGAAGUCCUAAUAAGAGCAAUAAAAACUUAUCGCAUGAUGCAAUUGACAGUGAUGAUGAUGUGGUCAUUUUAGAUGACACGAGUUUACCCCAAGCAUCUUUCCACAUCAGAAAAGAUACUUCAUCUUCAUCACCCCUUCUUGCUGGACCAGGAGACCGUUGCUUCUCUGGUGGGCUGAUAGGUCCUGAUGGAAACAAUUGGCACUUGGGGAAAUGGUGCAAGAAGGUGGGGCAGAAUAAGGGACCAAUGCCAGCGUCUGCAGGAUCAGCCACCAUUAGUGGUAACCUGAUUGCUGUUGGAGCAGAUGGUAGAGGUGGUAGGACCAAAGUUCUAAGGUCCUCAAACCACACAUCCUUGAACAAUGACAGUUCAUCAGCAUCAACUAAGCGAUUCAAGUAUGCCCUCAAAUCAAAUAGUUUGCAAUCUCAAGGGUGCUUGCAGAUGGAGCACUUUUUUAGUAAGGCUGGGCAGUAGGUUUGUGUGCUCAAUUGGUCAAGGGAGGGGUAGCAUCAUAUGUAAAGCACACAGCUCUUUCUAUCUCUAGCAGUAGGGAGCAUGCUCUGUUAGACAAAAUGGUUUUGUAGUUUUGAGAAAAGAAAUUCUGAUCGAUCUAUCUCAAAAUGAUUUUGAAGUAAAACAGUUGUACUAUAACAAGGCAAUGUAUUUUUGUUGGAGGCAUUAACUGAAAUAUUGUUGUUAAGCAGCUUUUGAUGAU
Molecule: messenger RNA, 2142 nt
Organism: Cuscuta epithymum
Lineage: Eukaryota; Viridiplantae; Streptophyta; Magnoliopsida; Solanales; Convolvulaceae
Source: the annotation of a GenBank genome assembly